Messenger RNA from Epithele typhae, 585 nucleotides. RefSeq lists its product as uncharacterized. The transcript has a single exon. The annotation marks the transcript as partial. NCBI's taxonomy places the organism in Eukaryota, Fungi, Basidiomycota, Agaricomycetes, Polyporales, Epitheliaceae. Gene Ontology annotation, molecular function: protein binding. The record is from RefSeq and is a predicted model, not a curated record.
AUGGCAGUCGCCGUCCAAAGUCUACCCCUCCUUCCAAUUCCUGCUGCAGACCGCGCGGCGCUCUCAGGUCUCUCGGACGACGCCGUGCGCAAAUGGGUCGUUGCGCGUGCCGAGGAGUACCGCAACUUCGCUCUGGCACUCCUCUCCGUUUACAACGCUGUUGCACCCAUCCACCGCGCCUUCCCUACCGAAAUCCUCUCCGAGGUGUUUUCCCACUGCUGGCAAGACACUCACUUCAUGGCCGUCGCCCAUGUGUGCCGCCACUGGCGUGCAAUCGCACUCAAGACACCUCGUCUGUGGUCCGCCGCCAUCACAGCCCCCGACAAGCUGACCUCCGCGCGAUCCUUCAAUCCACACGCUCCGUUUCAAUCCCGCAUCGAUUUUGCAUCGUUAGCUUUUACGCGAUCUUCACCAGAACCUCUACGCAUCAAGCUCCUUCAUUUUUCUAGGGAUUUCGCGAACGCGCUCACGCCUCAUGUUGCUCGGCUCGUCGACCUCUACGUCCGCCUUAGCGAUGCGUAUCGGCUCGACUGCCUGUGUCGCUUCCUUGCCGCGGGUGCACCCACUCUCGAGACCCUCGGUAUC